CCACGCGAGGCUCCUCAGUCAAGGCUGAACUUCCUCGCUCGCAUGCUGCAGCAGCUGUCACAGGUCGGGCAUGUGUGUAAGGCCGGCCGAAGCUUUGCUCCGCAGUAGCUGUGCCCACUAAGGUUAUAUAGACCUUGGUGCUCACUGCCGGUGCUGCAGGCGCCGGCGACCCGCUGGCUGGCUCCCGACCCUUUUCGGACAAGAAGCUAAGUUCGGAAAAGUACACACGAGAUGAGGUCAUGGCUCCUGGCGUUCCUGUGCCUCUCACGGACGUCAACAAAAACGGGGCCGGAGAUACGGGAGUACCUGUCCCUCCCGCACGACGUGGGCGCCACCAGGACACCCACUUCGGGCCCGAGAGCGGAUGUCGCCUGUGCAUCCGCUUGCAGCCACAGCGCCGAGUGUGUGGGCUUCGUAUGGGACGACGAGAAGCCAAUUCCCUGCACUCUGCUCUCGGCGCUGAAGGGGACGGUGGCGGAGGCGGACGGCCCUUGGGUCCGGGUCUAUCUCGCGACUCGCCUCAACGGUCUCCGCCUGGUCAGCCUCGGCAAACUGGUCUUCUGGGGCGAGGCCCGAGACGCCUGCCGAUCUGUCGGGGGGUCGCUGCCAGGGCCGGCGCACCUCUCGCCGUGGCUCCUGUCCUUCGCACGCAGGUUCUUCUUCGGCGUUCGGCAGGAGGGGGGCCUCUACUUCGACCAGGACAACGACCCGAUUGCAGUGAGCGACCUGACUUUCGCCGUGCAGAAGUCGGGGAAUGACUCCUUCUGCGCCAUCAUGACCAAGGGCGGCAUCGUCGAGAGGCGCUGUCGUCGCGCGCGAGGCAAAGCCAUCGCCAUCUGCGUCCUCCGCUGAGGACGCUGAAAGAGGCAAGGGAAGGUCGGACUCAAUCUGUGGGUGUG
This is a messenger RNA of Penaeus monodon (black tiger shrimp), 899 nucleotides long. RefSeq lists its product as uncharacterized. The coding region runs from base 232 to 852 and encodes 206 amino acids. The record is from RefSeq and is a predicted model, not a curated record. The transcript has 4 exons. Lineage: Eukaryota; Metazoa; Arthropoda; Malacostraca; Decapoda; Penaeidae.